AUGAGCACAUUUCGAGUAACCGGUGUUCCCAUCGACUGGGACCGCCAAGAAUUGCAGUCUUUUCUUGAGAAUCAAGGAAGCGUCACAGGUGCUUCUAUCGAGUCUCUUGCCUCUGAGGACCAUGGUGGCCCACAGGUGGCCACGGCUACUUUCGAGGACAUACUUCAUCAAUAUGACCGCAGCUGGUCCAUUUUGAUGCCCGCGGUUUCUAAUAACCGGAAACAAUAUCUGACUAUUGACGAAGAAUUUCAUGGCAUGACGGCGCUUUAUACGCCACCUCUGCAAGAUCAUAAGAUAGACAUAAUUGCACUAUCCGGCCUAGGGGGACAUGCUUUUGGAUCUUUUAAAGAAAGGGGGGGGAGCCACAUGUGGCUACGCGACUCUCUCCCCUUUGAUCUUACGUUAGAGUCCAGCGUUCAACCUAUCGCUCGGGUCAUGAUUUACGGCUAUGACUCAGUCGUUGCCGAGAGCAAAAGUACACAGAAUAUUGAAGAUCUCGCUACGGGCUUCAUUGGUAGCCUACAAAGGCUAGCGAAUGCUUCCAUCAUUCGACCCAUAAUCCUAAUUGGCCAUAGCCUUGGAGGAUUAAUCCUCAAGCAGGCUUUGAUAUCGCUAUCAAGAUCUGAAAAUGGACAUGAUCAAAGCCUUAUCCGCGCCAUCUAUGGGGUUGUCUUCUUCGGAACCCCACAUGAUGGCAUGAACAUCACCUCCCUCAUACACAUGGCUGGAGGUUCCAGUCCAAAUCGUUUCCUAAUCGAGUCUCUGAACCGAGAUAACUCGCAAGUACUUACCAUACAGCAGCGGGAUUUCCACAAGGCGUUGGGUGAGAAGGGCAGUGCAGAGAUCUUUUGCUUUUAUGAAACGCUUGAGUCACCAACGGCCCAACGAGAUAAAUCCGGCAACUGGAAAAUGACUGGUCCUACUACGGUUCUUGUAACAAAGCCUUCAGCUACACAUUGCCGUCCCUGGGAAAACGGGCCAGAGCAUAUCUGCGCUAUCAAUCGUACGCAUUCUGAAAUGGUCAAAUUUAGUCCUGACGACGCCAAUUAUAAGAAUGUACGAGAUAGACUCAGUGGUUUAUGCAGGCGCGCUUUUGCAUCACGGGAUCGUUUGCAAGCCUCUCGAUCAAUAUGUACGUAG
Messenger RNA from Trichoderma atroviride IMI 206040, 1140 nucleotides. The record is from RefSeq and is a predicted model, not a curated record. NCBI's taxonomy places the organism in Eukaryota, Fungi, Ascomycota, Sordariomycetes, Hypocreales, Hypocreaceae.